This is a messenger RNA of Cucumis melo (muskmelon), 2580 nucleotides long. Its product is annotated as probable amidase At4g34880. Bases 258 to 1841 code for a protein of 527 amino acids. Lineage: Eukaryota; Viridiplantae; Streptophyta; Magnoliopsida; Cucurbitales; Cucurbitaceae. The record is from RefSeq and is a predicted model, not a curated record. The transcript is spliced from 5 exons.
AUCAAUACAUUAAACUAAAUUUCUUCCUCUUCUUCUUCUUCUUCUUCUUCUUCUUCUUCUUCUUAAUUUAAUUUAAAAGUUUGUUUUAAUCUGCAAGCAAAAUUUAAUAAAAUUAUAACGGAAAUAGAUCAGUACGAAUACGAAGUAGUUCCAAAUUUUUUAAUCGAAACAAAAAGAAAUCCAACGACGCCAUUGAAACCCCCUUGAGAAAACAGGGCCAACACACUCUCCAUCACCCUGCCCAGAGAAAUCUCCCAAUGAAGGAAUUUCAACUAUCUCUACCAGCGGUAAUCUCGCUGUUGAUCGCCGUCGGCAUCAGCGCAAUCAGUCAAAUCAAUGGACAUGAUUUCACGAUUGAAGAAGCAACAAUCGAGGAGAUCCAGAGAGCUUUUGCCGAUGAAAGGCUCACAUCCAGAAUGUUAGUCGAUUUCUAUUUAAAACAAAUCGAAGCCCUAAAUCCGGUGCUUAGAAGCGUGGUGGAGGUGAAUCCGGAGGCGAGGGAUGAGGCGGACAAGGCGGACCGGCGGCGGAGAGACGGGAAUGUGAAACGGUUGUCGCUCGGAGGACUGGACGGCGUGCCGGUGCUGGUGAAGGACACUAUAGCGACGAAAGAUAGGAUGAACACGACGGCUGGAUCGUACGCAUUGGUGGGAUCGGUGGUGGCUCGGGACGCCGGCGUGGUUGAGAAGCUGAGGAAAGCUGGGGCGGUGAUUUUGGGGAAAGCGAGUCUGAGCGAGUGGUACUCGUUUCGGUCCUUGGGUCACGUGCCCAAUGGAUGGUGCGCACGUGCCGGUCAAGCAGUGAAUCCUUAUUUGGCUUCUGGUGAGACCUGCGGGUCGAGCAGUGGCUCAGCCAUUUCUGUUGCUGCUAACAUGGUAGCCGUCUCAUUGGGUACAGAAACUCAUGGCUCCAUCCUUUGCCCAUCCGAUCGAAACUCCGUCGUAGGAUUCAAACCAACUGUUGGCCUCACUACCCGAGCUGGAGUCAUUCCCAUCAUGUCUAGCCACGACACCGUCGGGCCUAUAACGAGGACAGUGUCAGAUGCAGUUUACGUGCUUGAUGCAAUUGUUGGUUAUGAUCCAAGAGAUGCUGAAGCCACAAGUGAAGGCUCCAAGUUUAUACCACUAGGUGGAUAUAAACAAUUUCUAAAUCCCAAUGGAUCAAAAGGGAAAAGAAUUGGAGUUGUUAGAACCCCAUUUGCUGAUAAGUUCCCUUCGAUGCAAGUUUUUGAGAAUCAUCUUCAUACCUUGAGGGAAAAAGGUGGUGUUAUAGUGGAUGAUCUUGAAAUUGCUGAUAUAGAUAUAAUAUUGAGCCCCAAGAGGAGUGGUGAACUAACAGUUAUGUUGGCUGAUUUCAAGCUUUUGCUAAAUGAUUAUUUGAAAGAGCUCGUAAGUUCUCCGGUCAGAUCACUUGCAGAUGUUAUUGCCUUCAACAAUAACCACACUCAAUUGGAGAAGAUCAAAGAAUAUGGACAAUCAACCUUCAUUCAAUCAGAGAAAACAAAUGGGUUAGGGGAGAAAGAAAAGAAGGCAAUCGAAACGAUGGCGAAUCUAUCGCGAAAUGGAUUCGAGAAGUUAAUGGAAGAAAAUGAGUUGGAUGCAAUCGUCACACCGGGAUCUGGCUGCGCUUCCGUGCUGGCGAUCGGAGGAUACCCUGGAAUUACUGUCCCAGCAGGAUAUAACGAAGACGAUGGUAUGCCAUUUGGGAUCUGUUUUGGAGGCUUGAAGGGCACAGAGGCGAAGCUUAUUGAGAUUGCUUAUGCUUUUGAGCAAGCCACUAUGAUGCGAAGGCCUCCAUUUCCAAAUUCAAUAGAUUGUCAAGUUUCACAUAGUAAUAUUUGAGGAUCAUUCUUACUUUGUUUUGAAAUAUGUUUGAUAUGUUUGAGUUAGAAAAAUAACUAAGUGUAUCUCAUGGUGUAUUUAUCUUUGUGCAUUACGAUCAACUACUCAAACCCAAGUUGUUACAUGGAAAACAUUUUUUAAAAAGUAAAAAUUGUUUUUUUUUUCAUAUAUAUUUUUCAGGAGAGACAUACAAAAACAGUGUAGCUUUAACACUCAAACAUUACUCCAAAAAAUACAUGAAGGUUCGGGGUGGUUGGAGGUGAGGAAUAGGAGAGUAAAGAGGUAUAAGAGAGUUGUGAACUUCGAGAUCCGCAACUUGUUGAGCCAAACAAAAAAUGGAGUUCAUAACUUAGUACUACCAAAAUCUUUGGCCAAACACAAGGAAAUAUUUUGGAACUUUCUUUGUGCAAAAUUAGAUAAUUUCUCAAUAUGUGAUAGUUUUGGACUAUUUCAAUUGGUUUUUUUUCUUUCUUUUGUUCGCUAAAUUACUUAUUUAGUUUUAGAAAUUAAAAAAAUAUCUAAUAAAUCUUUUAUAUCUUAUACAUUUAUUUAAUACGUUUUAAAUAAUGCUUAAUUGUUAUAGUUUAAAAAAAAGUGGAUAUUUAGUGAACUAAUCAAUCUCAUGGGUAAGAAAUUUGAUUAAACCUUAACGUCACACCAAAAAAUAAAUCCUUAUUGAUUAGUACUUAUUAAAGUUAAAAAAUCAUAUUAUUACAACUUAAAAAUAUUGCUGAAAAAU